Messenger RNA from Sordaria macrospora k-hell, 2241 nucleotides. RefSeq lists its product as uncharacterized. Lineage: Eukaryota; Fungi; Ascomycota; Sordariomycetes; Sordariales; Sordariaceae. The record is from RefSeq and is a predicted model, not a curated record.
AUGGGCAUAUUCGGUUUCUUCUCCAAAUCCCAUCAAGACCCUCUCGAAGCCCACCUAAACGAGUACCACCGCCAACAGCAGCGGCCCGGCCCCACCCCUACCCAACAGCGCGAGUCCCGCCGCCGAGGAGGAGGAACGAGCAGCAGCGGCGGUGUCUCAACCCGGAGCAACCCUACCUCCCGGCGUCCUUCCCGUAGCGGCGGCCGCCGCAAGCCCUGUCAUGUGCAUAGCAGUAGCAAUGGCAGCAACAAGGGCCCGUCCGCUGCGUCGAUAGCCGCCGCGCUAGCUGCUCAGCAAACGGGUCCCUUGCCGAACUUCUUUUCCUUUGAGCAGGGUUCUGAGCGCGCGCAAGGACGAUACCAGAAUGAGUCAACACCAUUGUUGGGGAGGUUCCGGGCUAUGCCUGGGGGGCCUGGGAGGAGGAGGGAGUCGGAUGAUCACCAGGGACUGUUGUCUGCUGGGUGGAGGGGGAGUGUGCAUGUCGGGUAUGGCGCCUUGAUGGCCGCUGCGGCGGAGGGAGGUGGGGAGUUUGACGAAAGUGGUAGCGAGGAGGAAGACGAUAGUGAGGGCGAUGGGAUGUUGGACUCCGGGUUUCUGGGAGCGGGAACGAUACAAGAACGGACCUUAACGAGGAGGGUGAUGGUGAAGAAGUUCAGCAGAGCUCGCAGAAGGCUGUAUUACACCUGGGUACACCCGAAGGCUUCGGUGAUCAGGAGGGCGGUAGAGCAUUGGUGGAGUCGAUGGUUUGUCCUGGUAGUAUUACCAGCCUUCUUGGCCGUAGCCUGGUGCGCGAUACCAUUCCCAAAAUACCCAAUACCAGACUACGACGACGGCCACGAUCUGACCACACCGCCAACAGCACCUGGCGAACAACCAGGGCGCAGGACCCCCGGUCACGGAGCGGCGCGCGUGCAGGUCAACUUCUGGUUCUUCCUCUUCGUCUAUUACAGCUUCUACAACUUGACGGCUCUAAUAUGGAUCACGAAGGUCUUCAACCUAUACAGUCUCAAUUGGUGGCCCAAAUCCCUCGGGUUUCCCCUAACGGUCUUCACGAUUGGCGUCAUAUCGCUAGCAGCACCUAUACCUCUCUAUGUCAUCCCCGAACUACGUUGGCUUACUGCUCACAACACAGCAUGGAUUAGCUGGACCUUCGUCAUCAUGGCCAUGCCCGUCACCAUCGCUUUCUGCAUCCUUAUGACUAACGAGCGUCACCUUAAGCUGCGACAUUCGCUUUCCGAAACCCAGCGUAUCUUCACAUCAUCGUGGUGGGCCGGCGAAUCUGGAAACAACAGCCGCCGGGAAUCGACGCGGCGGGCCGGAUUGACAGGCUCGUUCGAUACCGCGGGCGCAGAGCUUGGGUUUGAGGAGGGCCUCAGCCGGCGGCCUUCGGUACCCGUCCGAAUCAGGCGUAGAUGGCUUCCCGCGAGUUUUGUCCGUUUCGUCUGGUUCUGUCUGGCAUUGUCAAUCGGCCUUCUUGCCUAUGUGAUAGGAGAGGCGUAUGCUGAGAUUUACCUGCGUACGCUUCCGCAUAACAACUUGGAGACUAUCGUCUAUGUUUAUGGAUGGGUCUCCACGGUCUAUCUCCUCGACGGGCUGACAGGUUGGAUUUUGGGUGGCAACGAAGGCGAGAGAGUCGGAAGCUAUCCGUUAAGCUUCAUCUUCAAGCUCUAUUUCAUGCUAACCUACCAAACCUACGUGCGCGCCCUAUACGCCCGCCUCCGCUCUCCACAACAGUUCGUGAUGCUUCAAGUCCUCUCCUCCACGACCUUGAUCAUCGUCACACCCAUCCUCAUGUCCCGCCCCGUCCACUGGUUCCUGACCAAUACCAACCUCAACGGCCAAUCCUACGGCUCCUACCAGAAGAUCUGCAUCCGCAACGUCUUCAUCCGCUUCGUCGCCGAAAACGCGUCCAUGCUUGCCUUUCUGGGGAGCGUCGUCAUCCUGCACUUUGGUCCAAACAAGGACGUGUACCCCUACUUCGCUUUCGACGGCGAGCCGGACGACACCUCGGACUUUGACUUCGGUCUGACGUUCUAUGCCUCCAGCAUAACCUGGGCGUGCGAGUUGGCGGCUGGAUUCAUCGUCUCCGGGCUGAUCAGGCUCAUCUAUGGCGUCAGUGUUGUGACGGAGGGAAAACUUGAUUUUGCCGUGUGGCCCGAGUUGCUCCCGACCAGUGUGGCGGUGGUGUUGCAUGUAUUGCAGAAUAUGCUGUUUUCCAUUGUUCGGUUGCAGUUUCACUGA